AUGGCUCAAGAUUUCUUCGGGCACCUGCAUCCUGACUGCCCCAGCUUCAUCACCCCUCACCCACCCUCACCCUCACCACCAUCGCCUCGUCUUUCCCUAUCAUGGCAAGGUUCGCAACCAAGGUUGAAGUUGAAAGUUCAUCCGACCUCCCUCGAACUUUCUACACGCCUCAUCAAUUACGGAAAGUCCGAAGCGCUCGUCUACCGCAACGUCAACAACUCCCCUGAACUGAUACUCUACAUCCCGUGGAAAGCGCGACUAUUGCAUAUAUAUGCCAGCCUGCUCGUACCCUCAUCCACCAUUCCAUUCGGAUCAGAAUCUCAAUGCGGCCCAUAUCCGUACCGGUACCAGUUUUCUCGAGAAGAGUCACUUGUUCAAAGAGUUAAAGCAAUAGUCUUUGGCGAAGGAUCAUCCAAAAGCGCAAUCGCAACAUCUCACUGCAUCUUGACAAAACGUAGUGUGACAUACAGCGGAGAGACGUGCGGUGCAGCUGAGCCAGGAAGAUUUGAGCUUCAUCUUAGAUGCAGUACCGACAUGUACGAACCACUAUACUCGAGAGUAAGCCAACAGGAACAGGAACGAAAAGAGGGGAAGACAACGACCGCAGACUACUUGGGAUCCCAAGCGACCUCUUCACCUGAAUUCCGACAUCAACGAGAGAAAACGAAUCAUCCUAUCUGAAGCUAAAUGUUGCUGCAUCGCACCAUCGAAAUGUCGAGCCGCGAAGGUUUUGCUUCCUGAGAAUUCCAGCUCGACAGGGGAAUGCAGACGCCCAUACCGCUCCGCCUCCCACAAGAAGCUUCAAAACCACUCAACGUGGACCAUGAGAGACACUGCUGUUGGAACGGUACGUCCACUUCAGAACUCUCACAGCAGCUCCAGAGUUGAAUCAUGGUGUGUGAAAAAAGUGGCAUCGUGUUACCAUGAAUUCUCGUCCAUGUUGAUAGACAACUAAAAAUCCGCCCCACGACGUGCAAAUCCCACGUCACGAUAUCUUGGCGGUUCGUCCAAAGCCAGCCGCGUUAAUCGUGGCAAUGAAGAUGUUCGUCGAAAUACGCGGCAUAAACCAGCUGGGGGGCCCAAGUGGGCUGCGGUCCGCAGUGGAUGUAGACCACAUCAAGACAAGGAAGUAA
Molecule: messenger RNA, 1133 nt
Organism: Hymenoscyphus albidus
Lineage: Eukaryota; Fungi; Ascomycota; Leotiomycetes; Helotiales; Helotiaceae
Source: the annotation of a GenBank genome assembly